Molecule: messenger RNA, 3580 nt
Organism: Cajanus cajan (pigeon pea)
Lineage: Eukaryota; Viridiplantae; Streptophyta; Magnoliopsida; Fabales; Fabaceae
Product: protein PAT1 homolog
Biological process (GO): P-body assembly; deadenylation-dependent decapping of nuclear-transcribed mRNA
Cellular component (GO): P-body
Molecular function (GO): RNA binding
Source: RefSeq, a predicted model, not a curated record
AUCUCCUUUGUAGGGUUCCUCUCAGUCUUUGUCUCUCUCCUCUCUUUGUCUCUCUUUCUUCUGUUUUCUCUUUGAUCCAAAUCCCAACCCCUUUUUUUCCUUUUCCUUUUUCCAUGUGCUCAAUUCUCAGCACAGAUCUUCUUCCUUCGUUCUACCGUUCUCGCUGAAACACUCACAAAACAAAACAUAAAAAGGGGGGGUUUUGGGUUUGAACCCUUUUCACAUUGGGUUCUCUUUUUUCUCUCUAAAUCUCCGAUCUUUCGCGGGUUUCUCUUUCUGGGGUUUCCUCUUCCUUCGUUUUUAUGGUGGAUAUGGAUGGGUUUGGAGCUGGGGGUGGCGUUGAUGGAGCUCCCAACACACAGAAUCUCAGAGAAUUGGGAAAUGCUCCCUCAGGGGGUGCAGUUUUUGAUGCAUCACAAUAUGCGUUCUUCGGUAAAGAUGUUGUCCAGGAAGUUGAGUUGGGAGGGUUAGAAGAGGAUGACAUUGUGCCUCCUGUUGAGUCUAAUGAGGAGGAGUUCUUUUUCAAUAGAGAAAGAGAAGAGGCUGAGGAUGUAAGAUCUCUUUCUGAUAUUGAUGAUCUUACUACCACUUUUUUGAAGUUGAACAAGUCUGUGAGUGGACCAAGAAGUGCAGGUGUGAUUGGUGAACGAGGAUCAAGAGAAAAUUCUAUUUCUGAAUGGUCACACAGGGAAGAUAGUCUUAACUGGUUUGAUCAGAAUGCUUAUGAUAGUGAAGGUUCUAUGGAUGGCAAAAGAUGGUCAUCACAGCCCCAUUCUUCCCUAGCUCAUUUACAUGAUUCAAAGCCCUUGUACAGAACAUCCUCAUACCCCGAGCAGCAAAGGCAGGAGCAACACUACCACCUCCAACAUUGCUCUAGUGAACCAGUUCCUAACUGGCUUGAUCAGCAAUUUUAUGAAACAGAAACUGCUCAUGAUCAAGAUGGCAAACGAUGGUCAUCACAGCCACAUUCCUCCAUUGCACAUUUACAAGAGUCAAAACCCUUGUACAGAACAUCUUCAUAUCCUGACAAACAACAGGAGCUUACUCGUUUUUCUAGUGAACCAAUUUUGGUACCAAAAUCUUCAUUUACUUCUUAUCCUCCCCCUGGUGGUCUAUCUCAGCUGGGUUCCCCAAGUCAUAGUACAGGGCACUUAAACAUGCCUUAUCAUACUGGAGCAACUCAGAUAGCACUAUCAUCUCAAAAUCGUUCUCAUUUCUCCAAUUCUGCACUACAGUCAAGUGCAUUAAACCUUGGGUCACAUUUUGGUGGUAACACUCGGCAAUUUCCUACCAGUUCCUCACUUAAUCAGCGACUAAAGAAUCAAUUGGUGAACCAGGCAGGGUUGUAUCCUGGAGAUCAUUCAAAUCUCCUUAGUAAUAUGUUGCAGCAACAAUUACACCUUCAUAAUGGAUCAGUAUCUCCUCAUUUGAUGACUCAAUUGCAACAACAGCAGCAUAGACUGCAUCAUCCUGUUCAGCGAUCUGCAGGCUACUUAUCAGGCUUCCAGUCCCAUUUAUUUAAUCCCCACCUUUCCUCUGGCUCAUCUGUAAUGAGCAAAUAUGAACAUGUGCUUGGCCAUGCUGAUGGUAGAGAUCAUAGACCAAAAUCAACUCAUAAAGGUAAACAUAGUCUUCGUUUUUCCCAACAUGGUUCUGAUGCCAGUAGCCAGAAGAGUGACAGUGGUUCAUUUCAGUUUCGGUCCAAGUAUAUGACAAGUGAUGAAAUUGAGAGCAUUCUUAGAAUGCAACUUGCUGUGACUCAUAGUAAUGAUCCUUAUGUAGACGACUAUUACCACCAAGCUUGCCUAGCAAAAAAACCUUCUGCGGCUAAGUUAAAACAUCCAUUUUGCCCAACCCAAAUAAGGGAUCUUCCUUCACGAACCCGUUCUAAUUCUGAGCCACUUGCAUUUCUUCAGGUUGAUGCUCUAGGGAGGGUUUCAUUUUCGUCUAUUCGUUGUCCUCGCCCUCUUCUUGAGGUGGAUCCUCCAAACACCUCUGUUGGCUCUGAUCAAAAGAUUUCAGAGAAGCCCCUUGAACAGGAACCUAGGUUUGCUGCCAGAGUCACAAUUGAGGAUGGUCUUUGUCUUCUUCUUGAUGUUGAAGAUAUUGAUCGUUACCUACAGUUUAAUCAGCCACAAGAUGGGGGAUCACAAUUACGACGAAGAAGGCAGGUCCUGUUGGAAGGACUAGCAACUUCACUUCAACUUGUUGACCCACUGGGAAAGAAUGGACACAAAGUUGGGCUUGCUGCUAAGGAUGAUCUGGUUUUCUUACGAUUGGUAUCUCUUCCCAAGGGACGUAAGCUCCUUGCAAAGUAUCUUCAGUUGCUUCUCUCUGGUAGCGAGCUUAUGAGGAUAGUCUGCAUGACAGUCUUUCGCCAUUUAAGAUUCUUAUUUGGUGGUCUCCCCUCAGAUCCGGCAGCUUCAGAGACUACAAAUAACCUUGCCAAGGUGGUUUGCAAAUGUGUCAGAGGAAUGGAUCUAGGUGCUCUCAGUGCUUGUCUUGCAGCAGUUGUUUGUUCUGCAGAGCAGCCUCCUCUACGACCCAUUGGAAGCACUUCUGGAGAUGGUGCUUCCCUUAUUUUAAUAUCCGUUCUUGAGAGGGCCACUGAACUUCUAACUGAUCCACAUGCUUCUUGCAACUACAACAUUAGUAAUCGUUCAUUUUGGCAGGCUUCAUUUGAUGAAUUCUUUGGCCUUCUCACCAAGUAUUGCAUGAACAAAUAUCAUAGUAUCAUGCAAUCCAUGCUUAUACAAAGUACCUCGAAUGUGGAUGAUGUGGGACCAGAUGCUGCCAAAGCUAUCAGUAGAGAAAUGCCUGUUGAACUCUUGCGCGCCAGCCUCCCUCACACUGACGACCGCCAGAGGAAGUUAUUACUGGAUUUCGCACAGCGCUCCGUGCCUGUGGUUGGGUUUAACAGCAACACGGGGGGUAAUGGUGGUCAUGUGAACUCAGAAACAGUGCUAAGUUGAUUGAUAACUAAACUAUGAGAUGUUUGCCUGCUGAUAAUGGUUUUCAGGUUGAUGACCGUAAGCACAACCUUGCAAUCAUCUGUUUCUUCUGUUCAAGUGCAGCUGGAGCAAUCUUAAAUGUGGAAAGUGAGAGUUGCAUCUAUGAUGGAGGCUUCUGCCUCACCCUUAAUUGUCAUGAUGUGUAGCUUUGUGAUAAAUUUGCUAUGCAAUCAGGCCCUUUGAUGAUGGACUCGGCUUGAUUCGUUCCUCUUGUCUUUUCUUUUUCUCUUGACAGGGGAGCUUAUAUAAUUGUUACUAUGUGUGGCUGGUAGGGACACAGUAGUUAGCAUGUACAGGUUUAGGUACAUAUUUGGAUCCCAUGUUUGCUUAUUAUAUAUACAAGGGUGGGUUGUACUCACAGAACCAUUCUACUGAAAAACGGUAUGGGCCAUUGAGGGGAGGGUGACCAGCUGGCAUGCUGAAAUUCCAAGCAACACUGGUGAAGAAUAAGUCAUGUUGAACUUGCUGCAUAAUUUAUCUUUUCACUUGAGUUGUCAAUUUGUAGAUAUGUGUUCUUAUGUAUUCCCUAACUUGAAAAAUAUUUAGUUUUCUUUUCUUUAUUGUUUCUC